Aspergillus homomorphus CBS 101889 is the source of this 1281-nucleotide messenger RNA. Its product is annotated as aminotransferase class I/II-fold pyridoxal phosphate-dependent enzyme. Bases 1 to 1281 code for a protein of 426 amino acids. Gene Ontology annotation, molecular function: pyridoxal phosphate binding. NCBI's taxonomy places the organism in Eukaryota, Fungi, Ascomycota, Eurotiomycetes, Eurotiales, Aspergillaceae. Gene Ontology annotation, biological process: biosynthetic process. The record is from RefSeq and is a predicted model, not a curated record. The transcript is spliced from 3 exons.
AUGGCUGGCCAACGAAUUCUCAAUUCCAAGCUGCAGACCCCUCUGGAGCAACGCCAGCGCCAACAGCGAUUCAUGGAACCGCCGCCGGCAGGAACGGUGGCCUCCCUGAUUGACUUCGGGUCCAACGAUACGCUCUCAAUUUCGUCCUCGCGGGUCCUGACCAGGGCCUUUUUGGCGCAGUUGGACGCGCACCCCAACUUCAUCGUGGGCAGCACCUCCACCCGGAUUUUCGAGGGCACAUCCCAGUACCUCGACGACAUCGAGCGCGACCUCGCGCGCUUCCACAACGCCCCUGCGGGUCUAUUCUUCAACUCCGGGUUCGACGCCAAUGUGGCUCUCUGGUCGACCAUCCCCCGGCCGGAUGACGUGGUCCUCCAUGACGAAUACAUCCACGCCAGUAUCCAUGACGGGAUGCGACGGGGGCGGGCGAAGACCAAGAUGUUCGCGCACAACGAUCUGGAAGACUUCCGGCGUUGUCUCGAGGACAUCAAACACAACCAUGGGCUGAAGGAGGGUAAGAAUGUCGUCUUUGUGGCCGUCGAGUCGUUCUAUAGUAUGGACGGCGACGUGGUGCCGAUCCGGGAGAUGCUGGAGAUCUCCAAGCAGGUGCUGCCGCAGGGUAACGUGGUGUACUCGAUAGACGAGGCGCACUCGAACGGGGUGAUCGGACCGAACGGGUCGGGGCUGGUGUGCCAUUAUGGGUUGGAGAAGGAGAUCGGGCUCCGGUUACACACUUGUGGGAAGGGCCUGGGGUCUACUGGCGCUGUUGUACUUGCCUCGGAGACCGUCCGCAUGGCAAUGAUCAACUACUCGCGCAAUGUUGUAUUCUCGACGGCGCCGUCCUUCGUGACCGUGGCGGCUGUUCGUGCAGGGUAUGAGCUGGCUGCGAGCGAGGAGGGGGAGAAGCGACGGCAACGCCUGCAGCAGAACACGCGCUACUUCCAGCACCGGGUCGCCGAGCAUCCCAAAUGGGCUGAAGUCACGGCUAAAGGCAUCAUCCGAAUUCCCGCCUCCGAGGACUGGGGCUCCCGCUCGUUCGAAACUCCCAUAUUCGCUUUGAUCACGCCGCCCGGGCAGGCCAACGAGCUUGCGGAGCAUAUUCAUGCCGCUGGGUAUUGGCUGGACUCGGUGCAUUAUCCGAUUGUGCCGAAAGAUUUGAGUCGCGUGCGGCUGACAGUGCAUGCGGAUAAUACGGAGGAGCAGAUUGAGGGGGUUGUGAAGACGUUUAUGGACUGGGCGACGAGGCAGCUUGGGCAAGAGCGGAGGCAGACCAAGUUGUGA